CGCGCGUGGUACCCGCGGUCGUGAGGAGGAGGACGAUGUUGCGCGUGAAGGGGAAAUGGCUGCCGAAAACAAGCCGGAAGGAUUGAAGAAAGUUCGAAAUCCGGAUCGAAUGUACAGAACAGCAGUGUGUUAUGCUGGCCAUGGUCCACCUAAGAGUAUCAGUGAUGACACAGAGAUGAACAAUGAACAUGGACAUUUGAAAAUAUACCUGCCCAAAAAGCUGCUUGAAUGUCUACCCAAAUGCUCCUCGCUGCCAAAGGAGAGACAUCGCUGGAACACUAAUGAGGAGAUCGCAGCCUACUUGAUAACGUUUGAGAAGCAUGAGGAGUGGCUAACAACGUCCCCUAAAACAAGGCCGCAGAAUGGGUCGAUGAUAUUGUACAACAGGAAGAAGGUGAAGUACAGAAAAGAUGGCUACUGCUGGAAGAAGAGGAAAGACGGCAAGACCACGAGGGAGGAUCACAUGAAGCUCAAAGUGCAGGGGGUGGAGUGUCUGUACGGCUGCUACGUCCACUCCUCCAUCAUCCCCACCUUCCACCGCAGGUGCUACUGGCUCCUCCAGAACCCGGACAUCGUGCUGGUCCACUACUUGAACGUCCCGGCCAUCGAAGACUGUGGGAAGCCAUGUGGUCCCAUCCUGUGCUCCAUCAACACCGACAAGAAGGAGUGGGCCAAGUGGACCAAGGAGGAGCUGAUUGGUCAGCUGAAGCCCAUGUUUCAUGGCAUCAAGUGGACUUGCAGCAACGGAAACAGCAGCUCUGGCUUCUCAGUGGAGCAGCUUGUGCAGCAGAUUCUGGACAGCCACCACACCAAGCCUCCUCCCCGGACUCACAACUGCCUGUGCACGGGCACCCUGGGUGCAGGAAGCAGCGUGCACCACAAGUGCAACAGCGCCAAACAUCGCAUCAUCUCACCCAAGGUGGACCUCCGUUCGGGGGGCUACGGCGGCGGCGGCCACUCGGAGGUCCAGAACAAUGACGUGUCCGAGGGCAAGACGGAGCACAACCACCACGCCGGGGGCAGGAGCUCGGGCGGGGGCGGCGGAGCGCGGGAGAAGCGCAACGGCAAGGUCCACAAGCCCGUCCUCCUGCACCAGAACAGCACCGAGGUGUCCUCCACCAACCAGGUGGAGGUGCCCGACACCACCCAGAACUCCCCCGUCUCCAUCAGCAGCGGCCUCAACAGCGACCCCGACAUGGCCGACAGCCCCGCCGUGCCGGGCAUGGGGGGCCACGUGGCGUCCGUCAUGUCCAGCCUGUCCCAGAGCGUCUUCAUGUCGGAGGUCACCGGCGACCCCGUCUACGGCAUGUCCCCUACCGCGGGCCCCAACACUCACCUGAUGGGGGCGGACGCCACCUCACAGGGAAUGGGUCUCUCCGUGGCCUCCGACGGCCACAAGUUCGCCUACCCCGCGGGGGGCGUGGGGGACGGCGGGGCGGGCCCGGGGGGGGACGGCCUGUCCAUGCUCUCGGGGGGCGGCCUUUCGGAGGAGCUGGUGCUCUCCAGCAGUCUGGACUCUGGGAGCAUCAAGAUCCCCGAGACCAACAUGAACUUUGACCCCGACUGCUUCCUGAACAACCCCAAGCAGGGCCAGACGUACGGCGGCAGCGCCAUGAAGACGGAGAGCAACAUCUCCCCCAGCCCGUGCUCCGGCGGCGGCGGCGGCGGCGCCAGCACCAACGGCGGCAUGCACCGCGCCUCGCCCUCCAUGGCCGACAACGGCUACAGCUUCAGCGCCGCCCUGGUGAAGAACAUCAAGACGGAGGACACCUCCUUCGAGCAGCAGCUGGCCUCGGAGGGCGGCUACCAGGUGGGGGUGGGCAUGAACUGCGGCGGCGUGGUGUCCGUGCAGGCCGGGCCCGGUGGUCCGGCCCCGGGGGGGAUGGGCCUCAGCCCGGCCGGCUCUCUCCUGCCCUCUGGAGGGGGGCUCAGCCCGAGCACCACCCUGGAGCAGAUGGAUUUCAGCGCCAUCGACGCCAAGCAGGAGUACAACACCGGCAACGGAGCGGUGGGCUACAGCCAGGCCAUGUCCAGCCCUCACAUGGCCCACCAGAACCGCUCCCCAAGCUUCUUCCUUCAGGACGCCUCGCAGGCCAGCCACGGCCAGCAGGGGCACGCGGGCAUGGGCCAGAAGAGCCACAUGAUGGAGCACAACGCGCACGACUCCGGGGGCUACAUGGGCCUGCAGGCGGUGAAGACGGACUCCCCUGGCAGUAAUGGCCUCAUCCACCACCACCAUCUCCAGGCCCAUCAGAACCAGCACAGGGGCAGCUGCAACGGGGGCUCGCCGGCAGAGGGUCCCGGACAGAACAGCUCCCUCCAACUGCUGCAGUACCAGGGGGGCUUCCCCGGGAUGGGGGCUGAGCACGAGGAGGUGGUGGGUCUGGAGCAGCCGGGGGGCGCGAGCACGGGCCAGGCCGGGAGCAACGGCAACGGGGUGGACGGCCUCCUGAAGAACGGAGACCACAUCCAGGCGUGCGGCGUGGGGAACGGAGACGGAGGAGGCGGGACGGAACACUAUCUCCAGCAGCAGCAGUCGUCGGACGGCGGGUCUCUGGCCGGGGGCGGCUCGGGGGAGGGCGUGGCCAUCCGCGGCGGGAACGGAGGCAACGACGGCGGCGGCGGCGGCGGCCUCCGCUCGCAGCAGCUGCAGCCCCUGCUGCAGGGGUCGGGCCUGGUGCAGGGGCUCUACAACAGCGUGGGGGCCCACCAGGGCCUGGGCGGAGGGGCCACUAACGGUGCCGGGGGCACGGGCAUGGAGAUCAGCCUGGACCACUUUGACAUCUCCUUCGGGAACCAGUUCUCUGACCUCAUCAACGACUUCAUCUCGGUGGACGGCAGCGGCGCCGCCAUGUCGUCGGGGGGGGCCCUGUACGCCCACCAGCUGGUGGCGUCCCACGGCUCGGAGGGCCAGAACCACGCCGGCCCAGCCCAGCAGCAGCAGGGCCAGGAGGACGGAGGGGCCAGGGGCUCCGGAUACAGCCCCUCGGAGCUCUGCCUCCAGUCCUGCUGCAGCCCCACGUCUGGGGGCGGGGGGGCGGGCGGGGAGGGGGGAUCCCUCUCCUACAUGCACGUGGCGGAGGUGGUGUCGGCGGCGGUGGCCCAGGGGGCUCUGGGGAUGCUGCAGGCCACCGGUCGCCUCUUCAUGGUCACCGACUACUCUCCUGAAUGGUCCUACCCAGAGGGAGGGGUGAAGGUGCUGAUUACUGGCCCUUGGCAAGAAGCUAGCUCAAACUACAGCUGCCUGUUUGACCAGAUCUCAGUCCCUGCGUCCCUCAUACAACCUGGGGUACUUCGCUGCUACUGCCCAGCUCACGACACGGGCCUGGUGACGCUGCAGGUGGCACUCACCAACCAGAUCCUGUCCAACUCGGUGGUGUUUGAGUACAAGGCCCGUGCCCUGCCCUCGCUGCCCUCCUCCCAGCACGACUGGCUCUCUCUUGAUGACAACCAGUUCAGAAUGUCCAUCCUGGAGCGCUUGGAGCAGAUGGAGAGGAGGAUGGCCGAGAUGGCCAGCCAGCAGCAGGGCAGCGGGGCCGGCGGGGCGGGGCCCGGGACAGGCGGGGCAGGAAGUGGUGUCGGCGGAGGCGGGGGCAGUGGAGGUGGAGGCAACAGCAGCCAGUCACAGCAGUGCGUGUCGGGCUCGGGCCAGGCCAGCAGCUCCUUCGAGAGCCGUGUGGUGGUGGUCUGCGAGAAGAUGAUGAGCAGGGCCUGCUGGGCCAAGUCCAAACACCUCAUCCACUCCAAGACGUUCCGCGGCAUGACGCUGCUGCACCUGGCCGCCGGCCAGGGCUACGCCACCCUCAUCCAGACGCUCAUCAAGUGGCGCACCAAGCACUCUGACAGCAUCGACUUGGAGCUGGAGGUGGACCCCCUCAACGUGGACCACUUCUCCUGCACGCCCUUAAUGUGGGCCUGUGCUCUGGGUCACCUGGAGGCGGCGGUGGUCCUGUACAAGUGGGACCGGCGAGCCCUGGCCAUCCCGGACUCCCUGGGCCGCCUGCCCCUGUCCAUCGCCCGCUCCCGCGGACACACCAAGCUGGCCGAGUGCCUGGAGCAGCUCCAGAGGGAGCAGCAGCCGCCGGCCCCCCUGCCCCCCACUACGCGCAUGUCCUUCUCCUCGGCCCCGGACGCCCCCCCCACCACCGACAGCUGGAUGGUCAGCUGGGCCAACGAGGGCUUGGUCACGUCGGGCGGCGCCAAAGGCGGCGGCGGCGCCACCACCACCACCACCAGCAACGCCAACCCCAAUCUAGACCUGCGGAGGCCGAGGUCCGAGCCCUCCAACUACUACAGCAGCGAGAGCCAGAGAGACCUCCCGCAGGCCAAGAAACACAAACCCAACCCGGAGCUGUUCCAGGUGCGGCCCGACAAGGCCAUGUCGGUGCCGCUGAGCCUGGAGCAGCAGCAGCUGCACAAGCUCUCCUCCAGCCCCAAGAGCCUGUCGUCGGAGGGCCUGUCCGGGGCAGGCGGCGCCGGGACGGCCCGGUGGAGCUCCGGCAGGGAGAGCGGCUUCUCCAACAGCGGCCCGGGCAGGAAGGGGUCGGGGGUCGGCGGGAGCGGUGGGCUGGGCAAGGAGAAGCUGGCCGGCCGGCUACGCCAGAGGGAGCAGCUGGGCAUGCUGGCCAUGGCCGAUCGGGAGAUGGUGGACACGGAGCUGCUGUCCUACAGGGAGGACCUGGAGAGCCAGGACUGCCUCACGCAGAUGGACAACCUCCAGGUGAACAUGAUGUCCCUGGCCGAGCACAUCAUCGAGGCCACCCCGGACCGCAUCAAGAGGGAGAACUUCAGCGCGGGGGACUCGGUUCCCCUGGACACCACGGGGGUCAGCAACACCAUGAGCUGGCUGGCAAACUACCUGGGAGACGUGGAGCAGCUACCCAGCAUCAUCCACCUACGGUCGCUGUACAACGAGCCCCUCGGCCCGUCCUCCAACCCGGGCCUGAGCCCGGGGGGGUCCCCGCCGCGGGAGGGCUCCCUGGAGCGUCCCGGCCUGCCCUCCCCGGCCGACUGGAGCGAGUUCAUCAACGCCUCCAACAGCAAGGUGGAGCGGGACCUGGCCCAGCUGACGCUGUCCGACCCGGAGCAGCGGGAGCUGUACGAGGCCGCCCGUCUGGUGCAGACGGCCUUCCGCAAGUACAAGGGCCGCCCGCUCCGAGAGCAACAGGAAGUUGCGGCUGCCGUCAUUCAGCGUUGUUACAAGAAGUACAAACAGCUAACAUGGAUAGCCUUGAAGUAUGCACUUUACAAGAAGAUGACGCAGGCCGCCAUCCUUAUCCAGAGUAAGUUCCGCAGCUACCACGAGCAAAAGAAGUUCCAGCAGAGCCGGCGGGCCGCAGUCCUCAUCCAGCAGUGCUACCGCAGCUACCGCGAGUCCGGCCGCCUGGGACCCCACCGGCACGGCCCCGCCGCCGCAGCCCUCGUGCAACACAAGCUGAGAAGCAGUCUGCUUACCAAAAGGCAGGACCAAGCUGCCAGGAAGAUCAUGAGGUUUCUGCGCCGCUGUCGCCACAGCCCCUUGAUGGACCAUAGACUGUUCAAGCGGGUGAGUGCAGCCUCAGCAACUCAAGUGAAAGAAUUGAAAAGGGCCAGGGAACAUGAGACCCCGCAGGAGAACGCCCUCGCCGUGUGACAUCCAUCUCCUGACUCCUUUUUUCCGUUCCUCUUCCCCUCUUUUUGUUUUUUUUUCCGUUUGUACCCGGGUAUUUUACAAAGGGAAUCGAAAACAACAACAACAACAAAAGUGUCAAUGCAGACUGCUGCGGCGACGACCGCAGUGUGAUCGGAUUCUAGUCCUCGUAACUGCUGCCCCAAUUCUUCUUUUCAACACAUUUCCUUUGGUUCCCACUGACUUGAUUUCAGUUGUUGGAUCGCGGCGACUCUAAUCGGACUACAAACUCAAGGCUGGGGGGAGGGGGAGGGAGAACAUUUGCUUCAUGGCAUUUCUGUUGCACUUUUUCAUGGAUUACGUGCUCUUUUCCGACGUAAAGGAAGAGCGUGUGCGUUAUGGUUUUUUUUUCCGGAUGUCGCAACGGGAAGAUGAACACUCUCUGCAGACGGCGGGACGAGAGACGAAUGUGUCAGAGGACAAGGGGCGUGGAGGACCAUUGAGGAAACACAGACAAAAAGAUAAACAAUAGGAGCUCUACUCUUGUAUUUUACAACUAUUUCGAAGUGAUGGAUCUUUUUCAGUUGUGGGUGUUGGAGUUUUAUUUCUUUCUUUUCUUAACCAAACACAUUGGUAACCAAUUGACCCAUUUGCACAAGUCAACUCUCAUCCACCGCCAUAGACGUGUGCUUUCAGUUCAACCCUUCAACAACUCAUCACGUCCCACUGCGCUCCGCCCCGCCCCAUCCGUCCAAGUGGGCGGAGCCUCAUAUGAAUGUAGGAGGGGCUUUCCCAUUCAGAAACCAAGUAGGGGAGGGCAUUGUGGUUAUUUUUCCGUUUCUUAGGAAACGUCAUGACAUCAUUGUUUACAUUAUUGCUUUAUUACUUGAAGUGGAUCUCCCGUGGCGUCCGAUGUACACUCUGCGUGUGAUCCUCGGAGGUUCUGUGUUGUUCGACCCCGUUCGAGGGAAACUGCAUGACUCUGCAAAGCAUUGUUGCCUGUGUGCUUGUGAUUCGGUCGUUCUGUUUUAAAGAGUACCAGUUCUGCGGUGGUCCGGCGCCCACCGCCUCCAACUCCUCCUCCUCCUCCCCCUCCCCCUCCUCUUCCUCUACGGGUCCCGCCAUUGUUCUGAGUUCCCUCGAUGUGGUCUCCUUCCUCCCUUCUCCCUCUUCAUCCUCUUUUCCGUUCGUUUUUCCUCGUCGUUUUUUAAUUUGUUUUUUUACGAGAACCCAAAAAGGAAGAUAUAUGAAAAUAAUCGACGUUGCCUCUGUUGUGUUGUAAACGUUAUUUGUCAUAAAGGUUGUUACUUGUUCUUUUAAAUGACCUUCAGGGCUCAGGAGGGCUCCUGAGGGGACGAUCACAUACAUUGCCUUGACGUCUUAGAGAUUCUUUGAGGUGUCCCUAAGCUACUCCCAAAAUAGGGGUGUGACAAAUCCAUAUUUUUGACAAUUGAGCGGUUUCUGUACAUAAAGAAGGCUGAAAGUACGUAGGGUAAAAAAAAGAAAAGUUAACAUUUACCCAAACGGGGGUUGUAUUUUAGAGAUAUAUUAUUUUAUUCAUUAAAAAGGGGUCAAAAAUAGGUAAUCGACAAAAACAAAAUAUUUGUAUAGUUUUGUUUGGAUGCCUAAAAGUAUGGUUGUAUUCUUUGUAUAUAGUGUAAAUACCUGGGAUAAAAAUGAGCUACAUGCAUGAAAAAUAUGAACAGAUCAAAAGAAAAAACAAGAAGAAACGCAGUAGUGGCUAUGCUCUGUAAAAUGAUUAAAACUAUUUCACUAUAAGAGUAUUUUAUUUUAUUUUGAUUGUUCUUAAGAAGAACAUUUUGCUAAAGCAUGACCUAAUGCAAUAUGAAAAAGUACAAAAAAACAACCAUAGUGUAUUUAGAGUUAGGAGAUACCUGCAAAAUUAUCUUACAACAAGUAUGGUUAUGUUUACAUUUUAUUUAAUUUAUUUUGGUUUGUUUUAGGCUACCAAGAAUCUUCUGCCAUUGGUGCCAAGUAACGUGAAUGCUAUAUUACCGAACAAGAGAACUAAGUUAAUAUAUAUUUUAUUUUUAUUUAGCAGAACCGAUUAUCAUAAUUUAGAUCCACACCAACGUGAAUGACCUAAAGCUCACAGCUGGCUGACAAACAAUAACUCAAUGGUACAAACAAUGCAGAAGGAGUCACAUUUUAACAACACACACCGACAAACGUUGAGUCUCCCAUGUCUUCUCCAUUAACACCAUCCUGAUCCCAAACGUUUUGCCAUCACUGAAUACGCUUUGAUUUUCACAGCAAAGACCGUACAUCUUUGACAUUGUAUUUGAUUCUAUUUUUGAAAGUCGAUUGAAAUGUGUCACUGAAACAGGUUGUUUGAUCACAUUAAACGGUACGUUGAUGGCAGCCUUCUACCUAGCAAGAGAGAAGGCUGCCGUAUAGGUUCCUUAAGUAUUACAAUCUGACAUUUGGGAAUAUCUGGGCCAUCGUGUAUUCAGUCGUUUAUUGCAGCAGAUAUUGGACUUCACAGACGCUACAGUAAUUAUGUCUCUGAGUCUUGGUAAAUUUAUCUUGAACAAGGCUGCCAUGAAUUGCGAUUAUUUUACUAAAUGUCAUGGAUAAGAUUGCUAUUCGUUUGUGAGCAAAGGGAAAAAACCUUGUAGCAAUGUUUUGUACUACUUUGCCAAACAGCUGAAUAGAUGUUCUCACAACUCAAAUGAAUGGUGCUAAACUGGUUCUGUCUGGAUCCCCACUCGCUGCAGAGACACUGCAGGGCUAAGGUUAGCAUGCUAGAGAGACAUCCAUCUCCGCUGUAGAUCUUGAACUCGUUGUGUUUUGACAAACCUGGUUGCUACCGUACAAAAGCAGCUUGCUAUAAGCCACCUGAAACAGUAUUAUCAAGUCAUGCCUGCAUGUGCUUGAAACAAACACACAUGCAAUCGGGGGGGCUGUGGGUUACUGCAAAUGUUCUCAUGUAUUUAUGCCAGAGGUCGAAAAAUAAGUGUUUUCUCUGUCUAAAAAAAGGGAUGAUUCUUUUGCCUCUGACGUGCCAUUGAAAAACUUCUUGCAUUUAUUGUUUCUGUCGACUGUGUUUUUUUCUCCAAAUGGGAUUGAUUUUUAUUGACUUUCCAGCUUUAUUUCUGUCAUCCACCCUUACUUGUGAGCGUUAUCUCCCGAGUGUUUAUGUAGAAAGUGCCUACUCAUAUCCCGCACAAAUCCAAAGUGCAUGCAAUGUACCUGAACUUCAAACUAUUGGGGAGAACAAAAAAAUACAGAAAGAAAACAGACAAAGGUCACGUUACUCCAGGCCUUACUGUCUGGAGUACGGGAAGCGAUCAACCCAUCACCACCAUCACGUAACACUAGCACAUACACACAACAUGUUCACCCAUCCACUUACGACGUGUCAAAAAGCUAAGCUUGUGUUACUUUCUUUUCCUUUCUGUUUCUGCCAUUUUCUCUCUUUUCUACUGAAACUGCUUGUUAAAACCACAAGACUUUAGAAACGCCUCUAAAUCCUCUAGUUGUGGUCGGAAUGCCUCGCUGACGCAGUGUUGUGGCGGGAGGAGAGGGUUUUAUUGCGCUUGCAUGGGUUAAAUAGUUAAACUACGGGUGACAGAAGUGCACCUAAAGCAUGCUUAUUUUCCUAGAAUCGGUAGUCGGAUAGACAUGUUAAAAGACUUAUUGUUCUGUAAGAGGAUCAGCGCUGGUUUGACGUGUCACAGAACUGAGUCGAGGGCAGAGGUCAGACGACCCUAAGGGCAAAGGUGAAAUCCCACAAAUUAAAGAUAAGGAGUAAUUUGAAGUUUUUGACCAAUGUUUCCAUGGCAAGGCAUGGCGGAGGACAUGAAUGUUUUUUUGGUUUCGGUUUUUAGAGCAAGCUUCAACUUUUUAGACUUUUUCUUUCAGUUGUUGAUUUUAUACAGAAGAUAUAAAUAUAUACAUUUGGAUCUAAUACGUGUGUUCCCAAACGACAAAAUACCACGGACGCCGUAAGAGACCAUUGUGAGACUGUAUAGGAGUACGGUACUGAACUUUACUAGUCACAGACACACGCACUAGACACCGCACAACACACAUGUAGACAUACGUAAACACACCCGUCUAGUCAGAAAGUGGACCGCGAGGGACUGGUUUACCUCACAACCUGUUUUCAGUUCAGUCGUUUUUUUGUUUUUGUAACUCAGGGUGCGGACAUGGAGAGGAGGAAACACUACUGGUCACAUGGUUUAGGGCAGAAGGUGGUGAAAUUCGACGUGGGCCGAAAGCGGUGCUUUCUGGUCCGAGGCAGUAAUGGUCUACGUUGAUGGGGAUAGGGAUUAGAGUGAAAUUAUAUUUAACAGUGUUGGACGACGGACACCAGUAUAAAAAAAGAGAAUAAAAGUAGUCGUAUUCUGACUGAUGUUUUUCAUAGAAUCCUCUAUAACCAUUUUAUCAUUGUCGUUUUUUCUGUUGUUGUCUUGGAAUAGAUUUAUACAGACAAAACGGAGAGGGUUAGUCAAGUUUCAAUGGAAAGCUCACCUGCAAAUCUUGUUUUUACUGCCAUUUUAUGAGAUGGGAUGACAGGUAAGCUGAUAGGCGCUCUUCACUCAUCUACUGUUGAUUUCACGACGUUCUGCGAAUCCCGCCUUUCCUCCUGUUCUCCUUUGAUCACCCAAAACCAGACAACGGUAGGCAUCAGGGCAAACCAACAGAAACUAUCUCACAACAUAUUCCACUCGUGGACACAGAGCAAUAAGAAUUAUUUUGUGGAGACCUAUAGACCUAGUGAAGUUUAAAACGAUUGGACACAUGUAGUCGACUUACUCUUAUGCAAAUGCCAGUAUUGCAAGACAAGUAUUCAAUAGUUUAUGGACAGCAAUUAUAUGGCGCCCUUUACCGAACUGCACGUUUUCAUCAAUUCCAAAACCAAGAAGAAAAAAAUACAGCCCUACUUUGGGUCCUCGACACUUUGCAUGUAAACUAGUGUUAGAUCUUUUUUCCUCUCCUCUAUAACUGUCUUACUCGUCUUUCCCAGCUUUGCAAACCUAUUUCUUUCCACCCUGAUAGUUUCACCCCUUCCUCCUCCUCCUCCUCCUCCUCCUCCUCCUCCUCCUCCUUCGUUCCUCUGAUGUUUUGCUUUCGUUUUCUUUCUUACCCUUUCUCGUUUGUAAGUUUUAUUUUUGUAAUUGUGCAUGUACAAGCGUCACUGACUCGAUGGAUAUGUAAAAAAAAAAAGAGAUUUCAGCUGCUGAAGCCAUGCAAAACG
Molecule: messenger RNA, 10832 nt
Organism: Gadus morhua (Atlantic cod)
Lineage: Eukaryota; Metazoa; Chordata; Actinopteri; Gadiformes; Gadidae
Gene: camta1a
Product: calmodulin binding transcription activator 1a
Exons: 24
Coding region: 56-5632 (1858 amino acids)
Biological process (GO): regulation of transcription by RNA polymerase II
Cellular component (GO): nucleus
Molecular function (GO): double-stranded DNA binding; protein binding; transcription coregulator activity
Source: RefSeq, a predicted model, not a curated record